Suillus fuscotomentosus is the source of this 963-nucleotide messenger RNA. RefSeq lists its product as uncharacterized. The record is from RefSeq and is a predicted model, not a curated record. The coding region runs from base 1 to 963 and encodes 320 amino acids. The transcript has 10 exons. Lineage: Eukaryota; Fungi; Basidiomycota; Agaricomycetes; Boletales; Suillaceae.
AUGUCUGCAAGCCAAAAUGCGCCCCCUAGAGCUCAUCGAAGAGUUGUGCGGGAUGUUCCCAUUGUUCGACAACCAGGACUUAACGUCACAGGUGACGUUGCAUCUCAAUAUUGUAUGGAAUACACGUACUUGCCUCUUUGUGGUGCGGAAAAAUCUCAUCAAGAAUAUACCGAUGGUGUUGUUUUCAGAGACGAGACUAUGGGAGUACAAAAGUCUACCACACGACGAUACAAGCUUCCACCUGUUAGACCCCCAAGGGAGUUGCUCAUGUCAGAUCCAGAGCCAACGCCACUUGCUACCACCACUCCCCCCUCUGCAUCAUCGACUGUCGCAAGAGCUACAUGUGCUACUGUGGGACCUUUGGUCAAUGAACAGGACUCAAAAACCGUUGUGAAGGAUGCUAAGAACUAUGUAGUUGUAGAAACACUAAAUAAUCAAACGACUGUCGUAGGACGUGCACUUACUGAUGCGUGUUCGCUCAUUAUCACCAAAGAUAGCUUGAGAAAACUUUGGGUUGACGAAAAUCUAUCUGCACUAUACAAGACCAUCAUUACGCCGAUGUCUACAAUACUCAAUCGCUUCAAGCAAUCUGUGCAAGACCUUGUUGAAAUUCUAUACAGCCUCCAACUAUCGAUUUGGACCGACUUGACGGCCCAGAUUAACCACACUAAAUCAACUGUCACAUUUCUGAUUCGCGAUGACAGUCUCAAUUAUAUAUUUGGCAAUUCAGUUAUGACAGUAGUCUCGACAAUAUCAUGGCAUUGUCUGCAACGGCUGCAUGCUGCAGCCUGCACGAGUUCUCGACUGGUGGAAAUCACUUCAGUCACCCCUGUUAAAGUGGUAUUCCCAGGCAAUGCAGGUUAUAUCCUGGGCCAAUUCAACACUUUCCCCACGAAGCCUGGGCCUGCUGGGCCAAUGGGGUGUCAGGGGUCAUUUCUCAUGAAAAAUUACCCACACAUUUAG